Molecule: messenger RNA, 5108 nt
Organism: Trematomus bernacchii (emerald rockcod)
Lineage: Eukaryota; Metazoa; Chordata; Actinopteri; Perciformes; Nototheniidae
Product: forkhead box protein O3-like
Exons: 2
Coding region: 366-2570 (734 amino acids)
Biological process (GO): regulation of transcription by RNA polymerase II
Cellular component (GO): nucleus
Molecular function (GO): DNA-binding transcription factor activity, RNA polymerase II-specific; RNA polymerase II cis-regulatory region sequence-specific DNA binding
Source: RefSeq, a predicted model, not a curated record
CUGGAUUGAAAAGCCCCCAUGACUGGCCGUGCCACGCGUUUCAGAUAGACUGCCUCGAGAUGGACUGUUAAAUAAGAAGCAUUUUAUUCCCCUUUUUUACUUCAGGUAAAAUGGACGAGAAAUUAUUAUUACUUUUAUUACUUCUCUUAUCUCUACACGCGAGGCAGUGAUUCUGCUUGUAUUCAUCAUGAUCCUUUUACUCCGUUGGAUUGCCUCUUAUUGAUUCAGAGUGUAAACUCAAUACAUUACAAGACGAAUUUCAACGUGAAGUGAAAGCCUGCUGAGGACAGUUGGAUACGGGGAUCGUGGAGGUAUUCCCUCCCUUGUUCUUCAUUUGAUUUAUUCCGAUUUAAACUGAAGGGUAAAUGUUGAUGAUGGGGGACGACGAAUUGGACGCUCAUCAGGUUGAUUCGGAUUUCGAGCCGCAAAGCCGGACUCGCUCGUGCACCUGGCCGCUGCCUUGCCCGGAGGACUUCCCCGGAGGACACGAGGUCAGCGGGGGUCUUCCACUGGUCAACAUCAAGGUGGAACCAGAGGACGUCCCGGCUUGCAUAGCGGGGCUCGUAGGCGGAACACCGGGAGAGCUGACACAUCCAGCCGGUGCCCCGGCACCCACAGGCGCGACGCACCCAUGCCUGGCCGGCGCGGCGCUGGAUGUGACCGGACCGCUGCGCAAAGCCAAAUCCUCGCGGCGGAACGCGUGGGGGAACCAGUCCUACGCUGAUCUCAUUACCCGCGCCAUUGAGAGCACCCUAGAAAAGAGACUCACGCUGUCACAGAUAUACGACUGGAUGGUCCGUUAUGUGCCCUAUUUCAAGGAUAAGGGCGACAGUAAUAGCUCAGCUGGCUGGAAGAACUCCAUCCGACACAACCUAUCCCUCCACACACGUUUUAUCAGGGUACAGAAUGAGGGAACAGGGAAGAGUUCUUGGUGGAUGCUGAACCCAGAUGGAGGGAAGAUGGGCAAGUCUCCCCGCCGGCGAGCGGUCUCCAUGGACAACAGCACCAAAUACCUAAAAAGCAAAGGCCGCGUCCGGGGCAAAAGGGUUGGCCGGCCUGGGAUAGGAGCAGGGUCUGUUGUGGUUGGGCUUCAGGGCUCCCCCGACCAUGGCAGCCCACCACAUAAAGGCCUCCCAGCAACUGGGGGUUCAUGUGGGACAGACGGAGAGUUUGAUGCUUGGACGGACCUCCAUUCCAGGGCGAGUUCGUCAGCGUCCACACUGAGCGGCCGUCUGUCACCCAUCCUCGCAGAAGGAGAGCCAGAGGAGCCAGAGGAGAGUGGCCUGUCCUGUUCCACCUCCCCCCACCUCUACCCCUCUCCGACCAGUACCCACUCUCCAUCCAGGGGGGCCGGUAAUCUCUGUCCUCCACUCGAGCAGCUGCCCCAGCUAGCUAACCUGACAGGUGCCAUCAGCCUGGAUGAGCAACUGAUGGAGGAUAGUUAUCAUCAUCAUCACCCAUCGCAACAUCAGCAGCAUUCAGCUGUUGGCAGGCAUAAGCACCAAACCCCCGUCUACCACUACAGCUCGGGGGUGAAGGCUCAGAGCCCCUAUGGGGCCGGCGUCUAUGGUGCAACAAGCAUGGGGAUGCUACGCCACCACUCACCCAUGCAGACCAUUCAGGAGAACAAGCCGGCAAGUUUCUCUGGAACCAUGCGGGCUUACUCCAGCACCAACGCCCUGCAGAGCCUGCUAACAGGGGUUCCAGCUAGGCAGCAGUACUGUUCUAAGGACAUGAUGCUGGGACAGGAGCGGGAAAGCCAUCCUAUGAUGGGUCAAACGAGUAAUGGAGUAGGCUCCAACCAUCACAGCCACCUCCCUGGCCUCCACAAUGGCCACAGCCACAAUGGACCUCUUAGUCACAGCUCGGCUCAUAGCCAUAACAGAACUCACAGCCAUACGAGUAGUCAUAACCACAACAAUGUCACUAACCACAACCACAACUCACCUCACAGCCUCGCUCACAACGGUCACAACCUCAACCAGAGCCAUAACCACACACCGCCCCGGGCUGUGGCCCUCACCCCCCGCGGAAACAGCAAUCAGCUGCAGACCUACAACCACAAAGCUCCCUUCUUGUACAGCCCCCCUUCACAUGCCCACCUCCCGGCCUCCACCACCCUCCCCCCAAACCCAGCAGGUAUGAUCGGCUUGCCCCAGGACUCCUGCCACGUGGCCGCCGCCCCACACCCCCGUCACAACCAUUACCCAGACCCACAACACCAAGGCAUGACUAACGGACCAUACCAUCAUGGCCAGGGGAUUGGUAAUGGUUGUGUUGGUAGCAACUACCUUGGCUAUCACCAACCUCUCCCCCACGAGAGACUACCGGCGGACCUGGACAUUGACAUGUUCCACGGCAGCUUGGACUGCGAUGUGGAUUCCAUCCUCCUCCAUGACAUUAUGGACUCUGCGGAGGAGAUGGACUUUAACUUUGACUGCUCCCUUGCCCAGGGGGUGGGCAUCGGCAUGGGUAUGGGCAUGGGUGUGACCAUGGGCAUGGGGAUGGGGAUGAGCGGUCUGACGGGUCCACAACAAGCCCAUAGCAACCAGAGCUGGGUGCCUGGCUGAAGUCUAUGACAACACUUCCUUAACCCUAAAUGAACUACCCAUGAAGCACUGUGCUCAACUGUGACAUUCCUGACUUGACACAGCGACUAUAGGACCAACACUUCCCCCUCUUUGUUGUCUUGACAAUUCUUCUGUCACCCUACCCUCUUUUGAUUUCCCUCCGCCCCCCCCCCCCCUAGAGAUCUAGCUCAUGUCACGUUAGGUUUUUCUUCAGCUAUACUGUGAUGACAAUCUCUCAGCUGUGCUUGCCCGACAUCGCUUCUCAUCUACCAUGAGAACUGAACUCUCAAUGCACUUUAUUGCAAGUGGGUCACAUCUACCAGUGCAACGCGUUCUCAGAGCAGCGCAGGCAGAGCUUGACAUGCUUUGUAAGGUGGCUGCAGCGUUUGACGGCAACAAAUGAGGAAAUCACAAGCUCCACAAGUUUAUAAAGUGACACGUCUUGGCAUUGAAUUAAAAUUGGACUCAUUUUCAGAGGUGGUGAGGACAAUCUUUUUUUUUUUGCCAAAUGUCCUUAGUGUCUUUUUGAUCUUUUUUCAAAACCUUAGACGUUUCCUCUUCUUCAUCAGAAUCAGAAUUCCUUUAUUAGUCCCACAGAGGGGAAAUUGACAUUGUUACAGCAAAGAGACAAUAAUGAUAGACAAAAUAAAAUCAGUAUUUAAUAGUGGCAUACAUACUAAACAUUUAAAAUCAAAUAAUAAUUACACAUUCCAAGUAUAUAAAUGUAAGUAGCAGCAUUAUAAAAAAUUAAGUGAAACAAGUAUCAAGUUUACAAGUAUAACAAUCCCUCACUGUACCACAUUUAUAAAAACAAUUAUUACAAUAUAUUGUACACCAUAUUUAAAAAGAAAUCAGAUCUAGAACAAGUUUACCAUUAAUAUGCUAAUGACAUUCACAUCCUCAACAGAUCAGCGCUGUUAUAUACGGCUACUUACAUUUAGUCCUUGGCGCUUUGACUUUAUCUUGGAUGUAACAUUUUGUCAAUGCCCUUUUGCCUUUCGGUUAGAGAAUAUUGUCACUACAUCGUUAAAUGGAUUCCAUCAUUACCGGCUAGCAUGCAAUUUGGUGAAUUAAAAAUGUUGUAUCACCUUGUCUCACCUGGGCUUCUCGCGCCAGUUUCUCUCUCUCCCCCCGCCUGCCAGUGGAGACAAAGUGACCAUUCCUCACACCAAGCCAUUAAUGUGGCUUGAUUGAAAUUCAGCAUCUUGCUUUUAAUCUCCAAAGUGAUGCGGCAGCGAUGCGUCAUUAUUGAGAAUCUAACGCGUUGUCCUCCCAUCUCUCACCCCGGCCGCUCAGGCAGCCGCUCGCCUCUUCGACUUAACGUGCCAAGAAAGCGAGACAAAACUGUGAUUAACGCCGAGUCACUCUGCCUGCUGUCCUGCUCUGAGAGGGGCCAAUGUCACUGUCCACUUGCCUGCUCAUAGAGGGUACAAAAGGGAAAAAAUGGGAAACUGUUGUUGCAGUGGAAUCAAUCAUUAGCCUCGGUUUCCAUACUCUUUGGGCGUGUGUGUCUGAAAACAGGUAGUGUAUUCGUAUUGUAAAUCAUCUCCAAUCUCUGUGUUCUGUAUCCCCCUUGUUCCCAUGUUUCCACUGCUUAUACCCUGAGCUUCAAAUAGGUGCAAAGGGAGAGACUUAAGGAGAAAACAAUCAGCCAAUCUAAGUGGCAUGAGUCUGCGUCAAGCCAUCCACAUCCACUUUUUGUGUGUUUAUUCUGUUGUCUUGUAGUUGUUGUUGUAUUGUUGAAUUUCUAAGGACCAACAAGGACCGCGCUUAAAGAUCCAUAGUGUAAGGACGGGAUUCAACGGUGAGAUGUUGUCGAUAGUGCAGGAUGACCUUCCUACGCUCUGAUACCGUGCACCCCCUCCCACACGCGCUCUCCUCAAUUGUCUCUGUUUGUGAGUGGGGGAGUCUCAAGCUUGUUUCUCACUGGCCUUGAAAGAGAUAGAGAAAAAAAGACCCCUAUUCUCUACAGUUCCCUUAAGGAGACUCUCUGCGCUUGGUUUGCACCAAGUACGGCACACAAAGAGAAAGAUGGGGGGGUAAGGGCUGGGCGAGGGUUAUUGUUACAGCCAAAGGUCAAGCACGGCGCAGACUUUCAGACCCAUUAUUGAGAUAAAUCCCUUUAUUUCAGGGCUUUUAGUCACGCUGGUUCCAGCUAAUCUCUGUGUGGAAAAUGUGUGGAAUUUUCUAAGCAAAUGGGCCACACAAAGCAGUUAUGUUAACCUAUGCUACAGACCUUUAGCGAAGCCCUACUAUUGGAAAGAGAGCUAUAUAUGAUGUCUAAUUUUCCUAUAUUUAUUUAUGAAAAAGAUUGGUCUUUGUCACUCCUAAAUGUGGUAGUUGUUUGAGUCAACUCCUUUUUCCUUUCUUUUAUUUCUCUGUUUUUUAAAGAUGUCACUCUCCCUUUGCCCCUUUUACUGACUUUUAUUUUGUACAAAAUCUAUAUAUUAAGAAUAUUGUAUAAUAGUUUUUAAAAAUCUCAAAAUAAUAUCAGUUUUGUUGUCUAUUUCUUUUUUAAGAGAAUGUAUCUCAUCAUCU